CACAGAGCAGCGCCCAAACGUCGUCAGUUCAUAGCAGCCCAGGGCUGUCAAAACCGACUGCAAUCUUCCAUCCCGGUUGGAAUUCUUCACGCCCAUUUCUUCUCACCGAGAUUCCACCGACCCCCAUUUGCCACUGGCAAGCACAGUCAUUUCUGAUUCUUCCCAUUCGACACGACAAAAUGACAGAUGUCGCAAGUCAUGGCGGAGAGCCCCACCAUCGAAUGCAUGGACCGGUCUCCGCGCUCCGCUCAUCCGCGCCGAAGCCGAAGCGGGCGCCAACUCGCGUCUCGAUCAUCACCCCGAAAGGCUCCACAACUGCCGAUGACAGCAGACUGCGCUCCGCUUCCGUUAGUACGCCGCCGGGCUUGCACGUAUCAUCGACGACAUGGAAGAGGCUCAUCCUAACACUCGACGGCGGUGGAAUCCGGGCAUACUCGUCGCUCAUUAUCCUCCGCGACCUGAUGCACGAGAUCGAGCGCAUCGAGCAGUCACUCGAUCCCCGCGCCGCAGCCAGCACCCAUACCGACCGCAUUCCCCGAGAUCAGAUUCCUGAUGAUGUGCUCCGAGAAGGGCAAUACCUGCCCUGCCACUACUUCGACUACAUUGCUGGCACCAGCGUCGGCGGCUUGAUAGCCAUCAUGCUGGGCAUGUUUGGAAUGAGCGUGGACGACUGCAUCAACGAGUUCCACCGCCAGCACAAGGCCAUUCCGCUGGCCGACGACGCCUCGGUCGUCUCUUCAAUCGACUUUCCGCUUGUCUACCGGCGCAGCACCUGGCCGACCAAGCGCACUCGCUCCUUCUUCGACACCUUCGCCAAGUUCACCGUGACCGCCACCGCCCGCACCCUGACAGGCUCCUCCACUACUCCUUCCAUAUCCCGCGCAUCAUCACAGGUAUCCGCCGCAUCAAGCGAAUUUCGUAAAGACACGUAUCAAUGCCAGACCCUCGCCUGGUGCACCGAAGUCGAGACGCGCCGGUCGCGGCGGCCCUACGCCUUCUGCACCUACGCGGAAGAUGAGAAUGACCCCGAACAGCUCAUCUCGAUCCCGGAGGUGGCCAAAGCCAUCACCACGCCUUCCCGCUACUCCUUCAAGCCCUUCAAGCUCGGCUCAGGCCACUUCGUCGACGGCAGCAAGCAGAUACGGGACCCCACCCUCGAAGUUCUCAAAGAAAUCAGUUCCCUGCUCGACGAGGCCGAGCCCGCCAUCGACCUCCUACUGAGCCUGGGCACCGACGAGCAUCAGGCCUGGUUCUACGAAAAGCUGCGCUCCUUCACCUCCUCCGCAGUACUCACCGAAGAGGACGACCAGAACAAAAAAAAGGCCAUCACCGCCGAGCAAGGCCGCUCCUACAACCACUACCACCGUUUCGAAGUCCCUUCCAUCAAGCUCGGCUGGCGCAAAAAGUUCUUCCUCGCCGAGAUCGAAGGGGAAACUACUAAGUGGCUGGCCCAGCCAGAGCAAAAGGCGCGCAUCACACAGUACGCUACCAUGCUCGUCGAGCGGCGGCGCGCGCGGGCCGCCACGGCGAGGUGGGAGACGUUUGCGCUGGGGGUGCGGUACGUUUGUUUUCAUGAGGCGUGUAAUAAGAGCAUGGAAGGGGAGGAAGGGGUGAGCAAUAGCCCUAAGCAGGUGUUUACGGGGAGAGGGGAUUUCUUUGAUCAUCUCGAUCGGAGGCAUGAGCUGGGGAGAUUGGCGGCGAGAGGGCUGGUGGAUAUUGAGGAGGAGUUGGAUCGGGGGAGGAGGUUUGGGUGUACGUGAUGGAGGGAGAGGAUCGAUUGGUGUUACGUUCUGUUGUUCUCGAGGAGGAGAUUGUUUUGGUAGGCUGCAUAUGCAUAGUGAGCAUGGCGUUUUUUGGAGCAGUCUGUAGACGGACCAGUCUUUUCGUGGACAGGCUUAUACCAUACGUACGGAGGACCUGGUGGGAGGUUAAUGGCCGUGGGGUCUGGUGGUGUUCCUUUGCUUUGGGUU
Parathielavia appendiculata is the source of this 1970-nucleotide messenger RNA. RefSeq names its product FabD/lysophospholipase-like protein. Gene Ontology annotation, biological process: arachidonate metabolic process. The record is from RefSeq and is a predicted model, not a curated record. Gene Ontology annotation, cellular component: membrane. The transcript has a single exon. Bases 180 to 1760 code for a protein of 526 amino acids. Lineage: Eukaryota; Fungi; Ascomycota; Sordariomycetes; Sordariales; Chaetomiaceae.